UAUCCUCAUUCGGUGUACGUCUCACAAGCUAUCAACAUCAGCGGGAGCAGAAUAAGUUAUCUGGUACCAACAAACUACUUCUCACCAUUCUUAGUUUGCUGCCAUGACAUCAAAAGAGGAUGCUGCUGAGUUUGUGGAUAGACACAGGGCUGAGCUCAUCCAGAGGGUUCGCAAGGUGAUGCCCAUAGCAGAUGAUCUGCUCAGAAGGGGCAUGAUCCAAUAUGAAAUGUUUGCUAAUAUUUCAACUUCCAAGACCAACCCAGGCAAGAUGAGAGAGGUGUACAAAGCAUUGCAGUCAGGAGGGACACCACUUAAAGCAGCCUUCUAUAGGAUUCUGCUGAAAAAUGAACGUCUUCUGAUCAUCAAUCUGGCUGCUGAGUUUGUGGAUAGACACAGGGCUGAGCUCAUCCAGAGGGUUCGCAAGGUGAUGCCCAUAGCAGAUGAUCUGCUCAGAAGGGGCAUGAUCAAUCCUGAGGUGUACUCUAAUAUUCAAACUGCCAAUACCAGCCAGGACCAGAUGAGAGAGUUGUACAAAGCCGUACAGUCAGGAGGGCCAGAAGUUAAAUCAGCCUUCUACAGGAUUCUGCUGAAAGAGGAACCUCAUCUGGUCAUCAAUCUGGGCCCUGCAUUACCUCCUGCCUCCAAUAUAUUUCCUGGGACAGGAGGAAAACCUGCUGCACUUGCAUCAGAUGAGGAAUCGGUUGGAAAGAUCAGAUACUACACCAAUAACCAUCUUGGAACAGGUGCCGAUGGAAUUGUGUUCAGGGGUUACUUCCAUUGUGAUGAUGUCAACAAGCGUCCUGCGGCAGUGAAGAGAAUUGAACUAGCAAAACAAAGCAAUGCUGAUCGAGAGGUCGCUUUGCUUCUUCAAUUGGACGACAAUCCCCAUGUCGUCCGCUACUUCUGCACUGAGAAGGACAGGCAAUUCCUAUACAUUGCCAUCGAGCUGUGUGCCGUCUCUUUAGAUAAGUGUUUUACUGAAGAAAAUCCUUUUGACCUUCGCGGACUGAACCCAGUGAUGCUGCUGCAGCAGACCAUGAUAGGACUGGAACACCUGCACUCUCACAACAUAGUCCACCGUGAUGUGAAGCCCCACAACAUCCUGUUGAAAGACCACUUUGACUCAGUCACGGUCAAGAUCUCAGACUUUGGGAUGAGUAAGCAGUUGGUGGACGGCAGACAAAGCUACAGUAUGAGGUCGGGAGCCCUUGGCACCAUGGGCUGGAAUGCCCCAGAGGUCCUGGAUGACAGCAGGAAAGUAAACCCUACCAGUGCUGUGGACAUCUUCUCUGCCGGCUGUGUGUUUUACUAUGUGUUGACAGGAGGAGAACAUCCAUUUGGAAAACCCAAUAGGCGGGCUGGUAACAUCGAGGAUGGCAAAUACAACCUUGAUGGAUUACAGAAAGACAAACAUGAGGACAUCGUGGCCACAGACCUGAUAGAACAGAUGCUGAGCAUGGAGCCCCAGAGGAGGCCUUCUGCUGAGAGCGUGCUCAAACACCCCUUCUUCUGGAGCCUGGAGAAACAACUGAUGUUCUUCCAGGACGUGAGUGACAGAAUUGUAAAUGAGACAUCGGAUGGUCCAAUCAUACAGCAGCUAGAGUCAGGGGGACAGGAAGUGGUGAGGAAUAACUGGAUGGAACACAUCACAGCAGUUCUGCAGAAAGAUCUAGAAAAACGUAAAGGAGCAUAUGAAGAGGGCUCUGUUAAAAGUCUUCUACGUGCCAUAAGAAACAAGAAACACCAUUACCAUGAUUCUCCUAAGGAGGUCCAGGAGACUCUGGGCUCCAUCCCUGAUGGCUUUGUCUCCUACUUCACCUCCCGCUUCCCCCACCUGCUGCUGCACACCUUCCUCGCCGUGCGUUCCUUUGCUGAGGAGCUGACUUUACAACACUACUACCUCGAGUCCAAACAUGAAACUUAGACAGCAGAAGAGGACACAACCCAGCCUGACGUGACGACAACCAAGCCAACAACUAAAAAAAUGUGACCAUAGUGUGAAGUCAGGCGCUCCGCUGAGAAGUACUCCAUCCCACACCAGCAAACCUCCAAUCUAUGUCAGUACACUGUAUUGUCACGGUUCUUUUUACAUGAACAAUAUUGGUUUGUCUGAAGAAGAAGCAAUCACUUUCACUUGUAUGCAGAUGACACUGUUGUGUAUGCUAUUUCACCGAUGGCUGACCAGGUUCUGUCAGAGCUUUAAUCUGCCUUUAUUGUCUUGCCGAAAGCCUUUAUUAACUGAAAUUGGUACUUUAUGCAGGUAAAACCAAGUAUAUAUUAUAUUCCAAAUCACGUAAAAAAUGUAUCUGAUGAUUUAUGCAUACGUACAUUGGAUGGUGCCCUCAUUGAUUAUGUCCCCAACUAAUCAAUAUCUAGGCAUCUGGAUUGAUGAUAGUCUGUCCUUCAAAAAGAAUGUUGAUGAGUUCGUUAAAGGUGCAAUAUGCAGAAAUCACUCUGCCAUUCCUGGUUUCUUAAAUUGCAACAGUUUGCCUAAUUUCAGUUUGUGACAAAACAAGUAAUAUACUGUAUAGUGUAGAGAAUCAUUGCACCAUCUAAACUGUGGUGAAAUAUCUCUUCAGUAGUAAGAAUAUUGUAUUUCCAGGUGUUUGAAACUGGUGUACAAAACUGAAAGUAAAAGGAGUAAAAAUGAAACUAAAGAACGGGAAGCAUAUAAAUAGUGCACAUAGAACAUCUACAGCUUGUUAGACUUGCUGUCAAUGGGAAUGACAGAUCGAUAACUCACAUUUCUAUGUGAAUUUGGUCAGGUCGCCCAAAGUGACAUAUUGCAGCUUUAAAACGUGAAGGUAGUCAGAAAUGAGUAUGAUUAUCUUGUAUUCUUUGUUUAUUGAAGAGGGUUCUGUUCAUUUCCUGGUCUGAGAAUUGAUGGGCAAGCAGUGGUGCGUUCGACUGCAUAGUUAUUGAAUGGGACAGGUAAUGUGGUAGUAGCUUAUCCCAGGGGAUGUACAUGUUUAUAUCCCAGGUUGUAUUGAUGCUUAAAGCAGGGGAAGCCCCUUUAUUGAUAUGUGUGCAUGUAUACUGUAUGUUCAAGUAUGUUUAUGAUCUGAAGACAUUUAUAUUGUAAUUCAUGUCUUUUGAAUGUUGAUUGAGUGUGUGAAAUGCCUUGCUUUUAUUGGUUAAAUGCAUUAUGGGUAGGAGUAUAAGAACCCUGUAUUCUCAUGGUUUUAGAGACCGACAGGGUAAGGUCUAUUUAUUUGAUUAUGUAAAUAAUUGUACUGUUUGCCGGCUCUUUAUCCUCACUUUGCAAAUAAAAGCCUUACUCUGAGCAGGAAAAAUCA
Molecule: messenger RNA, 3296 nt
Organism: Oncorhynchus kisutch (coho salmon)
Lineage: Eukaryota; Metazoa; Chordata; Actinopteri; Salmoniformes; Salmonidae
Product: serine/threonine-protein kinase/endoribonuclease IRE1
Exons: 14
Coding region: 104-1924 (606 amino acids)
Biological process (GO): innate immune response; regulation of apoptotic process; protein phosphorylation
Cellular component (GO): IRE1-TRAF2-ASK1 complex
Molecular function (GO): RNA endonuclease activity; protein serine/threonine kinase activity; ATP binding
Source: RefSeq, a predicted model, not a curated record